AUGGACAGCAUACUUCACAACUUACCCUUCUACUCCCAUGUACGACAAACUAGACCUCUGCAGCCCUUGUCGUUCGGGAACAAGCUUAAUCUAAUAAACCUUGUUGAUCGAUACAGUCCUGAAUUUAGUGCAGGCUCGCUCUCAUUGUUCCAUAGGUUAUAUUUCAACGGUCAUCUGCAAACGGUAGCGGCAGCUCUCAAGACUUUCCAGGAUGUUGAUCAAGUUUACUAUAAGCGUAUGGUAUUGAAUCUUGCAGAUGGUGGUGAAGCAACAGCAGACUUUAGAGUGAAACCGUGGAAUAUGGAAACUGAGAAUGACAAAACACCAGACUAUAUACCUUCGAAUCAGACUAAGAAGCUUCAGCCAAGAUACAGAUUUUUCACUCCGGAAGAAUUGAAGAAUUUAGGUACUAAAGACUCAAAACCAAUGCUCAUAGUCUUGCAUGGACUCACAGGUGGGUCCCAUGAAGCUUACGUUCGCAGUCUGGUCAAUAAGAUGACUACGAAAUUCGAAUUUGAAGCCUGCGUCUUGAACUCGAGAGGCUGCAGCGAGUCUUGUAUCACUACACCCCAAUUGUACAAUGGAGUGUGGACUGAUGACAUUCGUCAUUUUGUCAAAAAACUGCGCACCAUGUUCCCAAACCGCAAGUUUUAUCUGGUUGGGUUUUCUCUUGGUGCUUCUAUCGCAACAAAUUAUCUGGGCCAAGAAGGUGAAGACACGGAUAUUGAAUGCGCCGCAAUCUUAGCCAAUCCUUGGGACCUCUGCAACGCUUCUUACUACAUGAAUCGUUCUUUCAUAGGUCGUUACCUAUAUGGAGGCCAUUUCGCACAAAGCUUGGUCAAGCUGCUGACCGAUAAUCUAGAAGUUCUAAAAAGAGAUCCCUACAUGGCUAAGCUAUAUGCGGAGAAACUGGAUUCCGUGAAGUCCGUGGAGGAAUUCGAUAAUUGGUUUACGUCUCGGAUGUUUGGAUUCAAUGGUUCAUAUGAGUAUUAUCGCUACGGUACCAGCUCGAAUCGAAUUCCUCUGAUACGCACACCCACGCUCGCACUAAGCGCGUCCGAUGACCCAAUCGUUGGACAGGAAUCGCUUCCGCACCGAGAAAUUGAAGGCAAUCCCUACAUGUUGCUGGUAGAGUCUAGUAAAGGUGGGCAUGUCGCGUGGUUUGAUGCUAACGGUGAACGCUGGUAUGAAGACCCACUUUGUAGAUUUUUCAGCGCCUUCCACACCGAAAUCUCAGCAAAAGGCUUGACAGCAGACCUUGAUUCUGUCACCUUGCCACACAAAAACAAAUUCAACGGCGAUCGUCUUGUCGAUGCUACAGUCAGGUCUUAUUGA
Lachancea lanzarotensis is the source of this 1335-nucleotide messenger RNA. It is a transcript of the gene MGL2, whose product is annotated as LALA0S01e03928g1_1. The record is from RefSeq and is a predicted model, not a curated record. Gene Ontology annotation, molecular function: acetylesterase activity; monoacylglycerol lipase activity. NCBI's taxonomy places the organism in Eukaryota, Fungi, Ascomycota, Saccharomycetes, Saccharomycetales, Saccharomycetaceae. The transcript has a single exon. Gene Ontology annotation, biological process: medium-chain fatty acid catabolic process; medium-chain fatty acid biosynthetic process. Bases 1 to 1335 code for a protein of 444 amino acids.